Messenger RNA from Argiope bruennichi, 1262 nucleotides. RefSeq names its product ras-related protein Rab-20-like. Bases 137 to 793 code for a protein of 218 amino acids. The transcript is spliced from 6 exons. The record is from RefSeq and is a predicted model, not a curated record. Gene Ontology annotation, molecular function: GTPase activity; GTP binding. NCBI's taxonomy places the organism in Eukaryota, Metazoa, Arthropoda, Arachnida, Araneae, Araneidae.
AGUUGUUUUGUUGAAAAAGUUCUGUUGUUGACUUGUGGCUCGUCGGGAGUAGUUCUGUCGAGUGGAUUCCUGUUUUAAACUUCAAAUCGCUCCGUUAUUUUUUUUUUUAUCUGUGACUUUUUAGACUGUUUUUAUAAUGGAAAGGAUUAGACGAAACAAGAACAAAAAGAGAGGCCUGUCAGAAACGAAAGUGGUGAUGGUGGGUGAUGCGUCCGUUGGCAAGACGAGUUUGAUGACACGCUACAUGGAACGGGAGUAUAUCGAAUGCACAAGCACAAUUGGAGCAGCUUUUAUUAUAAAAACCUGGGGAAUCCAUGAUAUUGCUAUAUGGGACACGGCGGGCGAGGAGAAAUACGCAGGAAUGACCACAUUUUAUUAUCGUAAUGCUUCAGCUGCGAUAUUGACGUACGAUAUGUUCGAUAGAGCAUCGUUCCAUAAUCUCAGAUUUCGUUACAUUCCGGUACUAAACGAUGUGGCUUCCGCUCAACUGAAAGUGAUUGUGGCUAACAAAAGUGACCUCCUCGAUACCCACCAGAGACAAGUAACUAAGGAAGAAGGCCUGGAACUAGCGAGGGUAUCAAACCCCCACCUGAAUCUUGACAACUCGAACCUUCCCUAUUUCGAAACUUCGGCCAAAACUGGAGAUAACGUGGACGAAAUGUUCGAAUACGUUUUCAGGCAUUUUUAUUCCAAUCCAGAUGCAGAGUCCGCACCUUCGAGUGAUGAGAACCUCGAAGCAAGUAUCAAACUUGAAAGCUCGCCGAAAGGGCAAUCGAACUAUUCUUGUUGUUAAUAACCACCGUUAAUUCCCAUUCAGGAAAUUUGCAAAAUGAAAUAAAAAUGCACCGUGGACCUUCUUAACUAGAUUUUAAAGACAUACUUCAACUCGGUUUUUAUACUUUUUAGAAUGACAUUUUUUUUUUUUUCUCCCUACAAAAUAUAAUUCCUGCGACAGAUAAACCCUGGAAGUUUUGAGUAUUUUGAUAAAUUUUAAUGAAAUAAAAAUGCAUGAAUGUUUAAAUAAUUAUGUGAUGUGGUGCUCCAAAGUUGUGUUAAUUGGAUGUGUUGCAAAGACUUUUAUUCUAUUAGAAAAUUAAGUUAAUUUUUUAUAAAAAAAAUGUUAUUUCAUUUUUGCAAAGUACUGAUAUUCUUCUUAGCUUUCUGUUAUUUGUUAUAUUGAACGAUGAAAGCUCGUUUAAGAGCUGGAAAAGCUGUGAUAUUUCAUCAGUAUUUUUCAUUUUUUUUUUCUGCAUGUUUUUGAU